Exophiala bonariae is the source of this 390-nucleotide messenger RNA. RefSeq lists its product as uncharacterized. Gene Ontology annotation, cellular component: cytosol. The transcript has 4 exons. Lineage: Eukaryota; Fungi; Ascomycota; Eurotiomycetes; Chaetothyriales; Herpotrichiellaceae. The record is from RefSeq and is a predicted model, not a curated record. The coding region runs from base 1 to 390 and encodes 129 amino acids.
AUGUCGCUGAAGCACGAAGCAUUCCCAUCAUCCGAGGCCUUUGAGGCCAUCGACGCAGCCCUUUCCUCAAGCGAGUCCGAGCGAAAGGAGGCCGUCAACCAAGGAAAAGCCAUCUUCGCCUUCAAGCUGAAGAACGACCAGAACCAGGAGGAAGCAUGGCAUAUCGAUCUCAAGGAGACGGGCAAAGUCGGCAAGGGCGAGGCCCCUGCUGGCAAGAAAGCUGAUGUGACGCUGUCUCUAAGUGACGAGAACUUUGGCAAGUUGGUUACUGGCAAGACGAAAGCACAGUCCUUGUUCAUGAGCGGGAAGCUGAAGGUCAAGGGCAACGUGAUGAAAGCGACGAAAAUGGAGCCUAUCCUUGCAAAGGCCAAAGCCCAAGCCAAACUGUAA